Molecule: messenger RNA, 793 nt
Organism: Suncus etruscus (white-toothed pygmy shrew)
Lineage: Eukaryota; Metazoa; Chordata; Mammalia; Eulipotyphla; Soricidae
Gene: GINS1
Product: GINS complex subunit 1
Exons: 7
Coding region: 98-688 (196 amino acids)
Biological process (GO): DNA replication; DNA strand elongation involved in mitotic DNA replication
Cellular component (GO): GINS complex
Source: RefSeq, a predicted model, not a curated record
CUGGAGACCCGGGCCGCCCCGACCGGAGCGGGCGCCGGCGGCUGGUUCGCGUCAGAGCGGGCGGUUGAGCCGGCCGCGGGCCCGGCGCGGGCCCGCCAUGUUCUGCGAGAAAGCGAUGGAGCUGGUGCGCGAGCUGCACCGCGCGCCCGAAGGACAGCUGCCGGCUUUCAACGAUGAUGGACUCAGACAAGUUUUGGAGGAGAUGAAAGCUUUAUACGAACAAAACCAGUUUGAUGUGAAUGAAGCAAAGUCAGGUGCACGAAGUGAUUUGAUACCAACCAUCAAAUUUCGACACUGUUCACUGUUAAGAAAUCAACGCUGCACUAUGGCAUACCUGUAUGACCGAUUGCUUCGUAUUAGAGCCCUGAGGUGGGAAUAUGGUAGCGUCUUGCCAAAUGCAUUGAGAUUUCACAUGUCCUCUGAUGAAAUGGAUUGGUUCAAUCAUUAUAAGAAGUCCCUUGCUACUUAUAUGCGGUCAUUGGGAGGAGAUGACGGUUUGGACAUUACACAGGAUAUGAAACCUCCAAAAAACUUAUAUAUUGAAGUUCGUUGCCUAAAGGACUAUGGAGAAUUUGAAAUGGAUGAUGGUACUUCAAUCUUACUGAAAAAAAAUAGCCAGCACUUUCUGCCAAGGUGGAAGUGUGAACAGCUGAUCAGACAAGGAGUUCUGGAGCAUGUCCUGUCUUGACUUUCCACGAGGCUUUGGAGAGCAGGGCAGAAUCCACGGAGGGGACAUCUUGCUUCACCAAGGUUCCGGCUCCUUUGGUUUAACAAGUCACAGACAUGUUUUAAG